AUGCGAACAAAACAUCUGAGGAUCCAUACUGGUGAGAAACCUUAUUCCUGUGAUCAUUGUUCAAAGGCAUUUUCCCGGCUUGAAACCUUAAAAUCACAUCGGAGAACCCAUACUGGCGAGGAACCGUAUUCGUGUGAGCAAUGCUCAAAGACAUUUUCCAUCGCUUCAAAAUUAAAGCAACAUCUGAUGACCCAUACUGGACAAAAACCGUAUUCAUGUGAAAUUUGUUCAAAGGCAUUUUCACAGCUUGAAAACUUAAAAUCACAUCGGAGAACCCAUACUGGCGAGAAACCGUAUUCAUGUGAACAUUGUUCAAAAACAUUUUCCCACGUUCAAAGCUUAAAAUCGCAUGUGAGAACUCAUUCUGGCGAGAAACCGUAUUCAUGUGAACAAUGCUCUAAGGCAUUUUCUCACCUUGGAUGCUUAAAAUCACAUCGGAGAACCCAUACUGGCGAGAAACCGUAUUCAUGUGAACAUUGUUCAAAAACAUUUUCCCACGUUCAAAACUUAAAAUCGCAUGUGAGAACUCAUUCUGGCGAGAAACCGUAUUCAUGUGAACAAUGCUCUAAGGCAUUUUCUUACCUUGGAUGCUUAAAAUCACAUCGGAGAACCCAUACUGGCGAGAAACCGUAUUCAUGUGAACAUUGUUCAAAAACAUUUUCCCACGUUCAAAGCUUAAAAUCACAUCUGAAAACCCAUACUGGCGAGAAACCGCAUUCCUGUGAACAUUGUUCAAAGAUAUUUUUCAAUGCUUCAGGGUUUAAGAGACAUCUGAGGAGCCAUACUGGCUAGAAACCGUAUUCAUAUGAACAUUGUUUAAAGGCCUUUUCCAACACUUCAGAUUUAAAGAAACAUCUGUUGAACUAUACUGGACAGAAACCGUAUUUAUGUGAAAUUUGUUCAAGAGCAUUUUGCCAACU
Molecule: messenger RNA, 920 nt
Organism: Uloborus diversus
Lineage: Eukaryota; Metazoa; Arthropoda; Arachnida; Araneae; Uloboridae
Product: zinc finger protein 135-like
Exons: 2
Coding region: 1-792 (263 amino acids)
Biological process (GO): regulation of immune system process; regulation of cytokine production; negative regulation of transcription by RNA polymerase II
Source: RefSeq, a predicted model, not a curated record